AUGUUAUCAUUGGGCGUUUCUCGAGCUGGUUUAGGCCGAGCGGCCUCAUCAGUUGGCCGAACAUACUCGACGAACUCGGCAAAGCAUCCGCCUUCGAAUCGGAGGAGAAACGUCGCACUCGCCAGCGUGAUCAGCACUAUGCCAGGCCUGUGGUGGUUCACGGCCACCGACGACAACAUUCCACUUCUGAAGACUACGCCAGUGGAUCAUUGGGACGUGGAGCCAGGCCCUUCAAAAGACCAAGUGACUCGCAUGAUAUCCGAAGGGGCAUAUUCUUUCCCUGUCAAAAGUGUUGCUGGCAUCAGCAGAUACGAUGGCACCCAAUUGGGCUCCAAUAGCCUAUGCGAAGACCGAUUUACACAUGGCAAACUUCCUUCGCCGUGGGAUGAUGGCAGUCAAUGGAUGGCCUGGGCCAUUUUCGAUGGGCAUGCAGGCUGGCAGACAGCAGACUUGCUGGAGAAGCAGCUCCUCCCUUUUGUACGGCACAGCUUGAACCAAGUGAAGCCAUCUUUGAACGAUGAAACUGUUUCGUCCGACUUGGUUCAGCGUGCGAUCAUCAAAGGGUUCUUGAACCUCGACGACUCGAUUAUCAAGACAGCCUUGCGGACAGCUCAGAGCAAAGAACCACUUUCAGAAAAAGUGAAGAAGCUGAUGCCUGCUUUCGCGGGGUCCUGUGCUUUACUCUCUCUGUACGAUCCUUCCACUCGCUCGUUGCAUGUGGCGUGCACUGGUGAUUCACGGGCAGUGCUGGGGCAACAGCUGCCCAACGGGACGUGGGAAGCAAUACCGUUAUCUGUGGAUCAGACUGGUAGCAACCAAGAAGAAAUUGCCAGGCUGUACAAGGAACAUCCAGGCGAAAAAGAGAUCGUCAAGGAGGGCCGCGUGCUAGGAGUGAUGGUCUCGCGAGCCUUUGGCGAUAGUCGGUGGAAAUGGCCACUAGACUUCCAGCAGGAGAUGAAAGAAAGAUUCUUCGGUCCAUCUCCGCUGACUCCAAAAUAUGAUGUUCGAACCCCGCCGUAUCUGACCGCUGAGCCGGUCGUGACAACUACAAAGAUUGACCCCGGACGACCUUCGUUCUUGAUCAUGGCGUCGGACGGGCUGUGGGACUCGCUCUCUAGCCAGCAGGCUGUUGAUUUAGUAGGAAAAUGGAUCGGGUCGAGGAAAAGCAUACCUGCGCCAGAGUAUGAGGCAUUUGAUUUUGGCCAGGGAGUAAGUGAGAGGUUUGUGGAGGGGAGAACGACUGUCCAAGACGGUAAUAGUGCGGUGCAUCUAGUGCGCAAUUCUCUCGGUGGGAAUCACCAUGAAAUGAUUGCAGGACGGCUUGCCUUUAGCCCUCCGUUCUCUCGGCAUCCACGGGAUGAUAUCACGGUGCAGGUAGUGUUCUUCAACACGCCGGUUUAA
Molecule: messenger RNA, 1401 nt
Organism: Penicillium lagena
Lineage: Eukaryota; Fungi; Ascomycota; Eurotiomycetes; Eurotiales; Aspergillaceae
Product: PP2C family serine/threonine-protein phosphatase
Exons: 1
Coding region: 1-1401 (466 amino acids)
Biological process (GO): protein dephosphorylation
Molecular function (GO): protein serine/threonine phosphatase activity
Source: RefSeq, a predicted model, not a curated record